Molecule: messenger RNA, 969 nt
Organism: Aureobasidium melanogenum CBS 110374
Lineage: Eukaryota; Fungi; Ascomycota; Dothideomycetes; Dothideales; Saccotheciaceae
Exons: 5
Coding region: 1-969 (322 amino acids)
Cellular component (GO): membrane
Source: RefSeq, a predicted model, not a curated record
AUGUGUCGGGCUCGCCGCGCGUUUGGCCACACCAAUCAUAAGAAUCUUGGUGCCUUGCAAUCGACAUUUCUGUACAGUCUUUACGUAUAUGCACCCAACAAAGUUGCACCAGCGAUCUUCGCAGUGCUGUUUGGGAUCUCAGCGGCCGGCCAUAUCUGGCAAUGCAUUCACUACAUUGCAUGGAGAAUGAUCGGACUACAACCCUUAUGUGCUGUAUUUUACACUGUCGGUUACGCACUUCGAGAAUACGGCGCUUUCAACUAUCUAUACUCUCCUUCGAACCUUUAUUGUCAUCCAUUGCUUGAGUUAGCCAAUUACCACGUCCUCGGACGAGUGCUUUACUGUGUUCCAUACUGCGCACCGUUUCCGCCCCAUCGUAUCAUGUCGCUAUUCGGUGCCCUUGUCAUCGUAGUCGAAGCUCUCAAUGGCUUAGGAGUCGCAUUUACCUCCAAUCCUUCAUCGCCGCCAAGCACCCAAAAACUAGGAGGUCAAUUAACCAAAGCAUCAACCGCCUUCCAACUUGCCGUCAUUACAGUUUGCUUCCUUCUCGCCAGCUUAUUCUACCGCAAGUGUGUCAACUCCAACAUCCACAGCAGGAACGUCAAAACACCCCUUGCUGUUCUCUGCUUGAGUAUGUUUUUGAUCCUUGUUCGCUGCAUAUACCGCUUCAUCGAACACGUUGGGAACGUCAGACUUGCUAUUGAAGACCUUCGGUCGAUGAAACGAUUGACACCACUUCUUCGCUAUGAAAGGAAUUUUUGGCAUCCGGGGAGGUAUUUGCCUCGACGCCAUAAUGUUUGCCUCUCGCCAGAGGGGUCAGAAGUAACAGUGCAUGAGGGGAUGGAUGGUAGACCAUUGCUAGUUAGGGCAGGCUCGGUAUUGACGUUUGGGAUUUUGUUUCGUCAGAAGAUGACGGCGAGACAGCAGAGUUUUGCGCUUGAUAGUAGCAACAACCAUGAUGCUAGAUAA